UCCUGUUGUUGUUUUUUUCCUGGAAAGGCGGCAGCUUUUGAUCGAAAUCUUGUGCAUUGCGGUCAGGGCUUUUACAGCUCCUUUGUCCGUCCACGUUCGAAUCUGGACACAAUUUGUGUGUUGAUGAGGAGGAUCCUGCGUGCCGAAAGUUGUUGUAUAAUUCGGAAAAGAUUGGAUCUUUUUGGCUUCUCACUGAGCGAUUGUGUUCAUCUAUUGAAGAUUUCGGAAUCUUUUCGGACUCGCUCGAAUUGAAUGCAACGCGGAGAUUGGAAUCAGCGCGAUUGAUUUUUUGGGUAAUGCACCCGGAGCAAAUGUACUUGUGCUGCCAAUAGACGAAGACCGCGUGCACUUGCUGCGUUUAUGGGCUGCAUCUGCUCGAAAGGUAUCAACCCGGACGGCGACGGCGAGACCCACCGGACAAAGUCCUUGAAGCGGUUCGUCACAAUCUCCAAGAAAGAGGAGGUUGUGGCAGCCAUCGCUGAUGUCGCAAUUAACGGCAACGUAUCGAAACCACAAGACGAUGCUGUUACCUCCCCGCCCUCACCAGCUGCAGCGGGGGAGAAGAAAGCCGCUGGUGGUUCUGAAAGUGCAAGGGAUGACGGCGGGCAACAGCAGAGACUGCCUACCGCAGAAGCGGGGGCAAAUAGAGAUGGUCUGGAAGCUGCAGAUGCACCGACUGAGGCCGAGGCCUUCUCCGGGGAACAUGCUGUGGCCGGCUGGCCUUCUUGGCUAACUGAUGUAGCCGCGGAAGCAGUACACGGGUGGCAGCCUCGGAGAGCCGGAUCAUUUGAGAAACUAGACAAGAUUGGACAAGGAACUUACAGUACUGUGUAUAGAGCCCGUGAUCAUGAAACUGGAAAAUUUGUUGCACUCAAGAAAGUGCGAUUUGUUAAUAUGGAUCCUGAAAGCGUUCGCUUUAUGGCACGAGAAAUUCAUGUUCUGCGCCGGCUUGAUCACCCAAAUGUUAUAAAGCUUGAAGGAAUAGUUGCAUCACAAAAGUCAUGCAACUUGUAUCUUGUUUUUGAGUACAUGGAGCAUGAUCUCGCGGGACUUGCUGCAAAGCCUGGUGUCAAGUUUACUGAACCACAGGUGAAGUGUUAUACGCAACAGUUGCUUGAAGGGCUUGUUCAUUGUCACAGUCGAGGGGUUUUGCAUCGGGAUAUCAAGGGCUCAAAUCUUCUGAUUGAUGAUAAUGGCAUUCUUAAAAUAGCAGAUUUUGGGCUAGCAACACUUUUCAAUCCUGAGCAGAAACAGCCAUUGACAAGUCGUGUGGUAACGCUGUGGUAUCGACCCCCUGAGCUUUUGCUUGGUGCUACAGAGUAUGGUGUUGCCGUUGAUUUGUGGAGUACUGGAUGCAUCCUUGCAGAGUUGCUUGCAGGGAAGCCAGUCAUGCCUGGAAGAACGGAGGUGGAACAACUGCACAAGAUUUUUAAACUCUGUGGAUCACCACAUGAUGAGUACUGGAAGAAACUGAAGUUGCCAAAUGCAACUAUCUUCAAACCUCAGCACCAAUAUAAGCGUUGUGUUGCAGAGACAUUCAAGGAUUUUCCUUCAUCAGCUUUAACUCUCUUGGAUUCUCUUCUAUCAAUAGAACCGGCACAUCGUGGAACAGCAGCUUCAGCCCUUGAGAGUGAAUUCUUCAAAACUAAGCCAUUUGCCUGCAAACCGUCAAAUUUGCCUAAAUAUCCACCAAGCAAGGAGUAUGAUGCUAAAAUCCAGGGCCAGGAAAUUAGGAGGAAAAGAGCAGAAGCUACCAAGGACCGAUCAGGUUCUGCUAGACCAGGUACAAGAGAAACCAAAGCUAUGCUUGAUGCAAAUGUGGAGCAGCAGGCACAGACAAAUCCCAAAAGCAUCAGCGAGAAGUACAACAAUGCACAAGAUGAAAUUGGGCCAGGAUUUCUUAUCGACACCCCUGUAGGAACAACGCAUACUGGUUUCUACCACUCAGGCACUAGGAAUGUGAAUCAGGAAGAGCUCUCCAUUCCCGGACGUUCGUACAGUUCUGUGAGGGUGUCCAAUGGCCCUCAGUUGCAGACACACAGAUCUUACAUGCAUCAGUCAGGAGCUGCCAACUUCUCAGGUUCAGUAGCACCAAGAAGCACUGCAAACUCCAGAUACAAUAGGCAUGAUGUUACUGAGCCCUCUGACAAGCAUACACUUGAUGGACCUGCCUCUGUCCAUAAGAAGGAUGGCAGAAUAGUGACCAAGGAUUCCACUGUGGAUUAUGGCACGAGGAACAAAAGAAUCCACUACUCCGGACCAUUGAUGCCUCCGGGAGGAAAUAUAGAAGACAUGCUCAAAGAACAUGAGAGGCAGAUCCAAGAGGCGGUACGCAAAGCGCGCGUCGAUAAAGUCAAAACCAAGAAGAAUCUAUAAGAAGGAUAACUAAUGGAAAGAGAUCUCCAAAAAAAUUUGGAAGAUAAUUUUGAUCCAUGUAUACAUUGUCAAAAUGAGUCUGAUGUCAAAGAAAGUUGCUCUUGUAAGAAUUUUUUUCAGAUCAAAUACCACACAUGGAUGUCCUGAAUUGCCCAAAAGCUCAUCUUGAUCAUUAGUUCAAUGAGCUAUCCAACAUUAAUGCCAAAUGUAUAUUCUUUUUGGCAAAAUUCCUGAACACCACAAUGAUUAGCUUCAAGGAUGUAAGGGUAUAAUCAG
This is a messenger RNA of Musa acuminata subsp. malaccensis (wild Malaysian banana), 2652 nucleotides long. RefSeq names its product probable serine/threonine-protein kinase At1g54610. NCBI's taxonomy places the organism in Eukaryota, Viridiplantae, Streptophyta, Magnoliopsida, Zingiberales, Musaceae. Gene Ontology annotation, cellular component: cyclin-dependent protein kinase holoenzyme complex; nucleus. Gene Ontology annotation, molecular function: RNA polymerase II CTD heptapeptide repeat kinase activity; ATP binding. The record is from RefSeq and is a predicted model, not a curated record. Gene Ontology annotation, biological process: protein phosphorylation; positive regulation of transcription elongation by RNA polymerase II.